GACAAUCUUUUUACACUCUACAGUUACACCCCACUCCCCCCCACCCCCCCAAAUUUCUCUUCCUCUUCCCCAAAUCAUCCAUCAUUUUCUCCGUCUCCAUUUCAGAUCAAAACCCCAAAGCCCCAAAAUCCCAAAAAAUCCACCAAAAAAUGGAACAUCAUACAACUACAAGCAGAGCAGAAGCAGAGAGACUGUUAGGAGUUGCAGAAAAGCUCUUAAGAGAAAAAGAAUUUGCCCCUUGUAAAGAUUUUGCCCUUCUUGCUCAAGAAACUGAGCCUUUACUUGAAGGACCUGACCAGAUCUUAGCAAUUGCUGAAGUUCUUUUAGCUUCUGUAAAACGAAUCAACAAUCACCAUGAUUGGUACUCUAUUCUUCAAAUCCAAGGUCGUACUGAAGAUUCAGAGCUUAUCAAGAAACAGUAUCGUCGUCUUGCUCUUCUUCUUCAUCCUGAUAAAAACAAAUACCCAUCUUCAGAUACUGCUUUUGGCCUUGUUGCUGAUGCCUGGGCUGUUCUUUCAGAUCCAUCAAAAAAGGGUCUUUAUGAUAAUGAACUUUCGCUUUUUACUAGAGUUAAAUUGACUCCUGCUGGUGGACGAGGAAGACCUAGAGGGAGUUAUAAUAAGCAGAAGAAAGGAGAUGCUAAGUUACCCGUGAGGAGGAGUAGUCGGGCGAGUAAUUCGGGUUCGGGUCAAAAUCAGAACCCGAAUCCCAGUCCGGUGAGUCAGAGGAGUUAUCAUAGUGCGCCGCCGAAGGCUACGGCGCCGACGCCGAUGAGUGGUGCGAUGAGAGGGCAAAGGGUUGUGAAUUUGUGGACGGCGUGUCCGUAUUGUUACAAUUUGUAUGAGUAUCCUAGGGUUUAUGAAGGGUGUUGUUUAAGGUGUGAUAAAUGUAAAAGGGCUUUUACUGCUACGGAGAUUUUGUCAAUGCCACCAAUGGUGCCAGGGAGAGAAGCUUAUUAUUGCAUUUGGGGAUUUUUCCCAAUGGGUUUUGUGAAUGGGAAUUUGGAGGAUUUGGGAACUGGGAAAGGAGCUGCUGCUGCUGCUGCAACUACUGGUGCAUUUCCAACUUGGAUGCCACCGAUGUUUUCGUCUGAAGGGAAUGUGAAUGUUGCGAAUAAUCAACAAAAUGCUACUCCAAUUCCAGCUACGGUUCAGGUUCCGAAUCCAGCUCAGGCCCCAGCGCGGCCUCAGGCUCCUCCUGCUGCUGCUGCUCCAAGACCAAUGUCGACAGGACCUAAGAAAAGAGGUAGGCCUAGGAAGUAUAACUAAAAAAGGUUUUAUUUUUAUGGUUUCUAUAAUGGAUUGUCUCGAGUCUAUGGAGAUUAAUGUUUAGUUUGAUCAAGUCGACUGGAAUUGAAUUGAUCGAAUGCUGUAGUAAGUUGAGUAGUGAGCAAAAGUAGUUGCUUUUCUUUACUCAUCAUAUGAAGAAGUAUAUAACUGCAGAACUGUGCUGCUUCUCAUUGUAGAAAUUUCUCGUAGCUUCUUCUUGUUAGAUGCAUUGUGUUUGUAGAAAUUUCUCUUGUUGUUGGUAGAUUUCUGGGGUUUGUAGGUACUAUAUUUAUUCAAUUUUCAAGACUCGUAGUCGUAGACUCGUUUUGUAAUUGAAUGAUCUUU
Molecule: messenger RNA, 1613 nt
Organism: Solanum stenotomum
Lineage: Eukaryota; Viridiplantae; Streptophyta; Magnoliopsida; Solanales; Solanaceae
Exons: 1
Coding region: 150-1268 (372 amino acids)
Source: RefSeq, a predicted model, not a curated record